Messenger RNA from Mya arenaria, 2459 nucleotides. Its product is annotated as centrin-3. Gene Ontology annotation, biological process: spindle pole body duplication. Gene Ontology annotation, molecular function: microtubule binding; calcium ion binding. The transcript has 6 exons. NCBI's taxonomy places the organism in Eukaryota, Metazoa, Mollusca, Bivalvia, Myida, Myidae. The record is from RefSeq and is a predicted model, not a curated record. The coding region runs from base 122 to 625 and encodes 167 amino acids. Gene Ontology annotation, cellular component: microtubule organizing center.
UUUAAAGUACAGUACGGUGUAGUAUUCAAACUGGCGGAUGAUCUGUUUACACUUGUUACUACUAAAAUGCAAGUUGUUUGAUGACAAGUAUAUGAGUCCGAUUUAAGCCAAUAUUAACAAAAUGAGUCUUUCAUUAAGAGCAGAGUUUGCUCUAGAUAAGAGCAAGAAGAAGAAAAAGAGGGAGUUGGCUGACGAGCAGAAACAAGAGAUUAGGGAAGCCUUUGACCUGUUUGAUACAGAUAAAGACAGGGCCAUUGAUUACCAUGAACUUAAGGUAGCAAUGCGAGCGUUGGGUUUUGAUGUGAAGAAGACAGAUGUUCUUAAGGUGCUCAGAGAUUAUGACAGGGAAGGCACUGGCAAAAUCACUUUUGAGGACUUCAAUGAAGUCAUGACAGAUAUGAUGCUUGAGCGAGAUCCGCAAGAAGAAAUCCUCAAGGCAUUUAAAUUGUUCGAUGACGACAGCUCAGGGAAAAUCAACCUUAGAAAUCUUAGACGAGUUGCAAGGGAGCUUGGUGAAAACAUGACAGAUGAGGAGUUACGGGCCAUGAUUGACGAGUUUGACCGCGAUGGUGACGGGGAAAUCAAUGAAAAUGAAUUCCUGGCAAUUAUGACUGGCGAUACGUAACAGAUGACACAGUUUGCUAUCAUCUCAACUUGGGACCAGUACUUUUAGCAUUUAUUAGCUAGCUAGAAAUAUCAUUCUGUCUCAUAAUUAGUAGUACCGGUAUGUUCAAUAGUAUUUGAAACAUCAUUCUGAUACACUUUGCCAGCUGAAACAUAUUACAUGUACUGUAAGAUCCUUUGCACUGAGCAUACCUCAUUUUGGCUGACCUUUGAAAAUCAUGUCCUUGAGUUGUAUUUACUCCACUCAUAAAAGUAGGAAUGGAAUAUGACAUAGAUAUGAUUAUUACAAUGUGUCAUUGUAUGAAAUGAUAAUAUUUGUUGGUUUUUGAAAACAAUUGUCAAGAUAAACAUUUUUUUUAUUUAUUCUUUUUUAGUGCCAAUGAAACUAUUUAUUUGAAUUGUUUAUUUCAUUUAAUGACAAUGACUCACUACAGUUGUGACUGUUGCAAUUUAAAAUUAUUGGAAAAUAAGAUAUGAAGUAAUUGUUUACAUACAUUCAUGAUGUUCAAGUUUGUGUCAAUGUUUUAUAAGUAAGUCAAUAUUUGGUUUCUCGGGAGAUCUGGAUGGAUGAACAUUUAUAUUGUUCUGGCCACUGUCUGUUGUUGUUAUAUAUUUAUAUUAAAUUAUUACCCAGCACAGUUUGUAUAUAAAAUAUGUGCAUGACAAUAUUUUUAAUGCAUUUCAAAAGAAUAGCAUCGCUUAAUCAUUGAAAAGUUUGAAAACAUGAUUUCACCCAUUUUAACAUUGUAUUACAUUCUGAGAUUUCCAGAUUUUUUCCAGAUAGCAUUUUUGUACUUCCCUUACCAUGCACCUACCCUGUGUUUAUAUUUAAGCCAAUGAAACCCAACUGUAAAACACCUAAACAUGUACUUUACUCAAAAAGCAAAAGACAGUGGAGGCCAAUUUUAUAGAACAUUUCUUGGCCAUUGACAAUGUAGUAUGAUUUAAAGUUACCAAACAACCAAACAUUUAUUUCAUUUAUACCCAAAUAAUAUACUGUUAUACAAUUGUAUGACUGGCCUUAGCAUUUAGAUUUGCUUAAUAUUAAAUUGUGUUAAACAGUUUAUAAAAAAACAUUCAGCAGAUGAAAGCAGCUGUGGAUGGUCUGUCCAGCUCGAAACACCCUUAGAUAAUUUUUUGCAUGGUACAUCACUUGUGGGACUGUUCAUUAUAUAUGUUGACCACAUUUUCUUUUGAUGUUAUCAUGCAAUCGUCUCCUUUGGGGCAUUUGAUCUUAACCUAAGGAGCAAAAUCGUAGCAUUCUCAUUGGCCAAUUAAUCGUAUGGUCCAAUCAAAUUAGCCGGAUUUCAUGUUUAUCUAUAAGUUCAAUCUAAGAUAUUUGUUGAGUAUCAAGUUGAAAAAUUAGUUCACAUUGUUCAUCUUUAUAUUGUUUUUUUUCACACACAGAGCAUAAGUUCUAUAUUUUCUUACAAGGUCGUUCCAUGUUUCUCGUGUUUCAUAUACUAGUACUACACGUAUAAUGUAUGUAUGUAAUAAAUGUAAUCUUUCUUGUAUGUGACAAUGAGCUGAAUGUGUAGGUUGAUUGUUAAGGUUUGCUAUGUUUUACAGAUUUGUAAUAAAAUGUUAAGAACAAAUCAAGGUUCUUAUUUGUACACAGACAGGUCUAGAAGGUUUUGCAAUGGCCUACACAGCGUCGGAGACAUUCAGUCAUUUUUUAUGUGAAAUAAUUUGGCACAUAUGUCAUUUGAGAAAAUGUGCAUUGGAGAGAACUCUGCGAGUGGGAGUCGUCGAAACAUGCAAACAAUUAAGAAUUAAAAGGAGCUAUCAUGCACGAUUCUUGCACCUAUUGUUGCCAUAGAAACAAUUAAAUUGCA